AUGAAGAAGUUCCAGAUCGCGACUACGGUCUCUACCUUCAAGCUGAACCACCGCAUCAUUGCCUCCGCGGUGUACCUCUCUCAGUUUCGGAACACCGAGACAGAUCUGAACGACAGCGGCCUUAACGACAUACCCUCCUACUACACCGGGAUGGCACCUACGAACUAUGUCAUAACGAUGAUCACUAUGUCGCCUAACGUUGUCGACAAGAUCAAGGACGGCUAUCGGGCUAGCCUAUCGUAG
This is a messenger RNA of Fulvia fulva, 243 nucleotides long. RefSeq lists its product as uncharacterized. The transcript is spliced from 2 exons. NCBI's taxonomy places the organism in Eukaryota, Fungi, Ascomycota, Dothideomycetes, Mycosphaerellales, Mycosphaerellaceae. The coding region runs from base 1 to 243 and encodes 80 amino acids. The record is from RefSeq and is a predicted model, not a curated record.